Molecule: messenger RNA, 5535 nt
Organism: Haliotis rufescens (red abalone)
Lineage: Eukaryota; Metazoa; Mollusca; Gastropoda; Lepetellida; Haliotidae
Product: ADP-ribose glycohydrolase MACROD2-like
Exons: 10
Coding region: 32-1702 (556 amino acids)
Biological process (GO): DNA damage response; peptidyl-glutamate ADP-deribosylation; purine nucleoside metabolic process
Cellular component (GO): nucleoplasm
Molecular function (GO): ADP-ribosylglutamate-[protein] hydrolase activity
Source: RefSeq, a predicted model, not a curated record
GUUACCUCCCUUGAGGAAGGGAGAUAAUAGGAUGAACGCUAGGAGUCUGUCCGGGUUUCUAACGAAGUCUUUCGCUGGAAGAAAAACGCGAUCUGCUUUCGAAUUAUACCUUAACAACCCCUGUAGUCAUCGUAAUGUGAACCUGGUACAAUCAUCCAAACCACAACAACGAAACUUCAGCCACCUGGUUUCUGAAAUGUCGAAGAAAGGCGCGACAUCGAAGCAGACGAAGCUACCAUUUACGACUCAACCUGCGAAAAAUAUGAGUAGUCAGAAUGCCGGUACUGGUGGAGGUGGAAGUAGCAAAAAAGAACCUCCGAGGAAACCGGAUGGUGGUGUUGAAAGGAAAAUUACACGACAGUUUGUACAAAAGGACGACAAAGCAGAAGUUGAGACAGAUAGAGAAAAUGCAUUGGGUAUGUCCAUAGAAGAAAAGCGCAAACAAUACAAGUGCCGUGAUAGGUAUGAACUGCUUUCAAACAUACCUUCCUGGAAAAAUCAACCAGAAUUGUCAUCAGCAACAUUGCCGAAGAAAAAGAAAGGUUUUCUCAGUAAAGCGUGGUGGAAGUCGCUAUUGAAGAAGACCGGGCCGUCUCAUGCACUACGGGAGCCUCAUUAUAAGCCGAUGGUUGAAAGCGACAAAGCAUGUAAGAAAGUGUAUGAGGUAAGACCUGAUCUCAACGAGAAGGUAUCACUGUGGUGUGGUGACAUCACAACGUUAGAAAUAGAUGCUAUUGCCAAUGCUGCCAAUGAAGGACUCCUUGGAGGAGGAGGAGUAGAUGGUGCUAUCCAUUCAGCAGCAGGACCCAAGCUGAAGAAAGAAUGCAAACUCCUUAAGGGCUGCAGACCAGGCGAUGCUAAAAUAACUGCUGGCUAUGAGCUUCCUGCCAGAUAUGUUAUUCACACUGUUGGUCCAGUAACAACUUCUCCAGAGACCCUUGAGAGUUGUUAUGUUCAAUCCUUGACAAGAAUGAAAGAAAACAAGCUGAAAACAAUUGCGUUUCCUUGUAUAUCUACAGGAAUAUAUGGUUAUCCUAAUGAGAAAGCAGCCCCAAUUGCGAUGAGAGUAGUUCGAGAUUGGCUGGAAAAUGAUCCAUAUGGACCUGAGGUGGAGAGGGUUAUUUUUUGUCUCUUCCUGGAUAUUGAUGUGGAAUUGUACAAGGAGGGGAUGAACACUUUCUUCCCACUUGGAGACAGCAACUCAGGAGGUGAAACAGCUGAAGGUGCUGUAAGUGAUGAGGCCAAGGGAACCAAGGAUGAUGAUGUUUCUGUAACUGAUGAAGCCACAGCUACAACUGUUGAUGAAGUUGAUGUCAGCGAUAACAGCAAAGAGCCCAAAAAUGAAUCCAUGGAAGUGGAUGAUACCGGAAACACAGCUAAGGAGAAGGGAGAUAACUCUAAAGCAUCAAAGGGCAAUGAAAAUGACAUUGAAAUGAAAAAUGAUCAGUCUGAAAGUCAGGAGGCUUCUAUUGAUGACAAAGUUGAUGAUGACACACAGGAAACAGCUAAGGGGAAAGAUGGAGGUAAGGUGUCAGCAGAAGAAAGUAAGGGAGAUAAGUCUAGUCGAGAAAAGAAGUCUGUUUCGGCAAAGAAGGAAUCAGCAGAUGGAGAUGGAGACGGUGACGGCGCCAGGGACAAAUCACCAUCAGAAGGUAGCAAAGAAUCUGAAUCGGCCACAAAGACAAAAAGUUGUCAUUUAUGAGGAUGGUAUUUUUUAAUGAUGGCAUCUUUGAAAGGUUGAGGUGUGAGAAGGGUUCUCUGGAAUUAUAGUAAAUUAAUAAUGAUGCUGAAAAUGUGACAUCCCUUUGAAAAAUAUCUUGCAACAAGGGCAUGUUCAUUUUAUAAUACAACUUCUGGUGUCCCCUGCCAUGAUAUUGCUGGAAUAUUGCUGAAAGCAGCAUAAAACAAUACUCACUCACUCAUUUUGUAACAUGAGAAAAAUGCUUCCCCAAGAUAUAAAAAAUUGGUCUUUUUGGCACAUGAUUGCGCUUAAUUAUAUUUUAGGUUCACACUCGCAAGUGUUCAUUAAGUAUUUUUUCUCAGUCAUAUGAACUUUCUUGUAACUUUCAUAGUUUUCCUCAUUUUAUCAAAAAUCGCAAUUGUUUUAAUUGUCUUAAAAGGUUCCUUAUCAUUCCUUAUCCUUUCUUAAUACUGUAAAUCUGGCAUGGGUUGUACCAUGCAAGUAUUAAGAGUGUUCAACAAGCAUCUUUAUGCAUGGAGAAAAGUUUUGUUGAUAAGAACAUGGAUCCAGAGUUGGGGUCCAGAAGGUCCGGACCCCCCACUUUUGAAAAACUAAUAUAGUAUGUUUAGGCAUUAAAGUUAUCUGAGAGAUGAUUUUAAUAUUUUGGACCCCUCCCAUUUAAAAAAGCUGGAUCUGCCCUUGAAAAAAUACAUGACAGUCCGUGGUCUAAAAAUCAAUCUAAAAACUUUUCGUUUUGGAUGAUACAUGUAUUUAAAACAAAAAUAUCCUGGUAGGCAUUCACAUCUUCGUCGGUGACUUUGUAUGCAGGUGACUAAACUCCUUUGUUUGAAAUUAACAUCCCACUCAGCUGAUCCAUGAAAAAUGACUUUGUUUAGUUUGCGUGUCCCAUUUGACAAAGUGUCAUUAGUAUUUAUCAAUUGGAAGUCUGUAGCAAGGUGUAACAAGCAUAGCUCCAAGAUGGCUUGUCAAACAGGGCUCUGCGUCACCAGUCCCUAGUGUUUUAUUGAGGGGGUAUCUAAAAUGGGGAUCAGGUUGAUUGUGUUUUGUUGUAAAUCGAGGGCAGGAAUUGGUGCUCAUGCUAUUAGUCACUGGUUCGUUGGAUUUAGACUAGGUUAUUUACAUGCUGCUGUGAUGUAGCAGGAAUAUUGUGGCGUUAAACAACAUUCACUCACUCAAGCUAAAAUGAGGAUUGGGGUUGACCUGGCUGAUUUGUUUCUUUGCUUCCGGGCGGUCAGCGAUGGAAAUUAACACUAGUCCUGAGGUAAUUGCCAAACAGCCAAAUAGUCAAGGUAUCUUAAGGACCUGUCCAAAUUUGCCAUUUUAAACGGUUUUGCUAUAUAUUAUCAUUAUAAGAUCUAGUGGACUAAAACUGUUAGUUUCUUUCGCUGGCAAUUCAAUAAUUAGUAUGGAUUGGUGCUCACGCUAUCAACCAUAAGUAAGCCUGGUCAAGAAUCAGAAUUGGUUAUUUAAACCUGUUGUAAACAGUUUAAUAUUGUUUGAGAAAUUCAAGAUUGUGUAGGAAAGAAUUGUGUGUAGCACUGCCAUCAAAAUGCACGCUAGUCCGCCAGCCCGAGACUACUAAAAUGUGAGGACAAGUAAGAGUCCAAUCAUGGUUGUCCUCAUUGACUCGUUGCAUUGAGGGGCUAUAAGUUGGAACCAGACCUCAAAGCUUCACUUUUGCUACAAACUGGAACUGAAUAAAACUGACAUAAAAUUUAAACAUUUUAAACAAUUUUGUCUUGUUCAAGCAUGACUUCUUCAAACUCACGCCGAGUGAAGUAAAAUUUCCACUAUAUUUCUGACAGGUCUUUAUUAACGUCAUUCUAAGGCUGUAUGCGACCCCUGCAGUUCUCACAGUAAUCAUGUUUCUUGUAAUACCUUCCAUAUUUACAGUCUGUUUUAAAGAACCUUCUCAUAUCAUCUUCCCUGCAUCAGUAACUUGCAGACUUGUAUAUUGUGGGAUUUAUCACUGGAUGAUCAUCAAUUUGUACAUUUGCAAGUUUUUAUGUAUGUUUCUGUUAUAUAAGUCAUGAGUAAUGGCCAAAUCUUAUGUUCAGCGAGACAUAUGCACAUAUAGUUGUUUUGCAGAGGGGAUAUUCUGCUCCAACUGAUGUUAAUGCUUCUGUUUUAGCUUGUUUACCAUGUUUACAUGAUGGGAUAUUUCAUUGAUGGAUUUAACUCAAUCAUGUCGAUGAUGAAAUAUGUUUCAUGAUUGAUGCUUUGUCUUUCAGACAGGAAGAAUGCUUGGAUGAUAUUUGUUAAUUUGUUAAAUCAAUGUUUUAAUGAUGCAUAUAAAUGUUUUGAAUUUUUAGACCAGCAAACCACCAGAUAUAAUACUCCAAUAAUCCUUAUAUCUCACUAACCCUGGUCCAUGAUUUUGUGGUACUUUGUUAAAGGGGGCCUCAUAGGGUCUAGUCAUCAAUUGGCUGGGCAGAGCUGCAGCUUAUCAUGCUUAUAGGCAUACCAGGAUCCGAUUAUCAGGGGUUCAAACUCCAGAUUUGCUGUGAUUAUGAUUCUCAGUUUGCCUGUGCUCGUGAGUUUCACCAAAAUGGGAAUCAGUUUAGACCUGUAUCACUUUUGGCUUUCCUGUCACAGUAAACUAACAUGAAAUACUGUGGAAAGCGGUGCAAAGGCCCUCUUCUCCUUCAUGAGAUUUUAUGCAUGAAGUCCAGUGCUUGGGUGAACAAAGUGACCUACUUUUUCAAGGGGUGCGAAAUUGAAGCUGACUGGUUGCAAAUUACAGGAGCAGUAACAGCACUCUGACAUGACACUGAUGCCAGGAAAGAUUCAGCAUUUGAUUCCUGGUAGUGUCCUGUCAUGAGUUCUCCAUCUUAUUCAGGUCUCUCUAUCUUUAACACUCAGUAGAGAGAAAAGAAAUACAUGAGCAUAGUGUAGAGUAUUACAUCAUAAGCAUGACGGGAUAGGAGAGUUUUGAUUUGAAUGUAUAUUUACUAUUAAAUGAAAUAAUAGUACACUAAAUUUCGGAUUCGGUUUGAGGUAUCAAGUUGUGUGCUAUGCUGUCCUACCUUUAUGCUUGAUUAUAUAGUGUCAUAGUGCAGAUUUAUGAGAACCGGUGAAAUAGGGGCCCAUGUUACUUAGAAAUUCAGGGUCAUUUGUAGUUGUUCAGGUUCCUCUAAGGUGUUCACUGUGCAGAGAUGCAUCCCUUAGACGUUCCAGACAGCUUUGAUCAUAGGUUGGAUUCCCAGUUCACCCUGAUAUAUUUCUUGAUUUGUCAUGGCUAUGCCUAUGCUUGUUGGUUUCACUGAAGUGGUUAACUAUUAGGACUUCAAAGAACAGUUAACCCAGACAGAAAAAUCAAUCACUCAAUGAUGCAUACCCCUUGAAAUCUAAAGCACUAAUGAUGAGUAAGGCAUUUUGUGGUCGUGGCCUAGAUUUAUAUUUUAAUACUUCACUCAAUUUCAGUGUAUGCAUGUAUGAGGAAAUUUAAGGACAAAAUCAUUAAUUCAGAAUCAAAUUGACAUGGACAAUGAUCAAAUAUUUUUGGGCUAUAUCAGUUUAAUGCCUGCUUUGCUAUUUGCCAAGAUGCAUCCAUAGCCAAGAGUUACUUUCUGACUAUUUUCAUGAUUAAAAAUCUUUUUUGAAUUGUGUCUUUUUGUAGUAAAACCUCUUCCAAAGAAAGGAAUCACCUGGCUCGAUUAGAACAUUUUGUUGAUUAAGUGUUUAUUAGACAAUCGGAUAUACAGCAGAUAUGCAAGAUAUUGAAUUGUUAUUUUUGACAUAAAACAUAAUGGAAUUGUGAAUAAAUUACGAAUACAUGUAGUCCAUUGGAUGACAAUGGAGUGAAUAAAUAGUAAUAGAGUGAUUUCUAAUUA